Molecule: messenger RNA, 1440 nt
Organism: Trichoderma virens Gv29-8
Lineage: Eukaryota; Fungi; Ascomycota; Sordariomycetes; Hypocreales; Hypocreaceae
Product: glycoside hydrolase family 71 protein
Exons: 2
Coding region: 1-1440 (479 amino acids)
Biological process (GO): mating projection tip cell wall disassembly
Molecular function (GO): glucan endo-1,3-alpha-glucosidase activity
Source: RefSeq, a predicted model, not a curated record
AUGCAUCUUCAGAGUUUGCUCAAGCUUUAUGCUGCAGCAGCACUCGCUGUUUCAUCGUCUGCUCUGUCGGUGCCUCGAUCCAACUCGCUCGAGGCUCGACAGAAUGGCGGACCGCUCGUCUUUUGCCACUUUAUGAUUGGCAUCGUCGGCAACAGAGGCAGCGCCGCCGACUUCGAUGCCGACAUGAAGAACGCCAAAGCCGCCGGCAUCGACGCCUUUGCGCUCAACAUCGGCGUCGACUCGUACACCGACCAGCAGCUCGAAUACGCCUACGAGUCCGCGGCAAACAACGGCAUGAAGGUCUUCAUCUCCUUCGAUUUCAACUGGUACCACACCGACCAGGGCACCCAGGUCGGCCAGAUGAUCCAAAAGUACGGCUCCAAGCCCGCCCAGCUCCUGGUCGACGGCAAGAUCUUCGCCUCGUCGUUUGCCGGCGACGGCGUCGAUUCCAAUGCCGUACGAGCUGCUGCCGGAGGAAACAUCUUCUGGGCGCCAAACUUCCAUCCCCAGCAGGGCACGAACCUGGGCGCCGUCGACAGUGCCUUCAACUGGAUGGCCUGGCCCAGCGACGGCAACAACAAGGCGCCCAAGCCAGGGGCCAACGUCACGGUCCAGGACGGCGACGGCAUCUACACCAACGCCCUCGCCGGGAAGCCGUAUCUCGCGCCCGUCUCGCCGUGGUUCUCGACGCACUUUGGCGCCGAGGUGCCCUACUCCAAGAACUGGGUGUUUCCCGGCGACUUCUUGUGGUUCGACCGCUGGACCGAGAUCCUGCAGCUCAAGCCGCGCUUCGUCGAAAUCAUCACCUGGAACGACUACGGCGAGAGCCACUACGUCGGCCGCCUCGACAGCCCGCACGGCGACGACGGCAACUCCAAGUGGACGUACGGCAUGCCGCACAACGGCUGGCUGGACAUGGCGGAGCCCUUUAUCGCUGCGUACAAGCAGGGCUCCAACGAUCCAGGGGCGCACAUUACCGAGGACAAGAUUGUGUACUGGUUCCGGCCUACGCUGUCGAGCAUCAACUGCGAUGCCACGGAUACGACCAUGGGAGAUGCCGACAACUCCACGGGCAACUACUUCAAGGGCCGUCCCGACGGCUACCAGACACUGCAAGACAAAGUCUUCAUCGUCACGCUCCUCAAGGAAGCCGGCACGCUCGAGGUCACCGUCGGCGGCAAGACGCAGACGUUCCAGGCCGCAGCCGGCGCCAACAAGUUCUCCGUCGACAUGGCUCCUGGCCCGAUCUCGUUCAAGGUGAACAACCUGUCUGGCGAUGCGGGAAUGCAGAUCCUGGAUCACUGCCCGUGUGGUAUUUACAACUUCAAUGCGUAUGUGGGCACGAUUCCGGCGGGUGUGCCGGAUGAGCUGCAACCGGCGGGUUAUUCGAAUAUUAUGAAUGGACUCAAGGUGGCGACGUGUGGCCCAAGUGGGAAUUAA